Molecule: messenger RNA, 2571 nt
Organism: Salmo salar (Atlantic salmon)
Lineage: Eukaryota; Metazoa; Chordata; Actinopteri; Salmoniformes; Salmonidae
Source: RefSeq, a predicted model, not a curated record
AUGACUGCAUAUUACAACACACCAUCAGUUUCCCAUCUUAUAAAAGCUGUACCGGAAUCUGACCGGACAUGGGCAGAGACCCUCCUACCCCAGACACCAGACACCAACCCUCCUACCCCAGACUCCAACCCUCCUACCCCAGACUCCAACCCUCCUACCCCAGACUCCAACCCUUCUACCCCAGACUCCAACCCUUCUACCCCAGACUCCAACCCUUCUACCCCAGUCACCAGACUUCAACCCUUCUACCCCAGUCACCAGACUCCAACCCUUCUACCCCAGACUCCAACCCUCCUACCCCAGACACCAGACUCCAACCCUUCUACCCCAGACUCCAACCCUCCUACCCCAGUCACCAGACUCCAACCCUUCUACCCCAGACUCCAACCCUCCUACCCCAGUCACCAGACUCCAACCCUUCUACCCCAAUCACCAGACUCCAACCCUUCUACCCCAGUCACCAGACUCCAACCCUUCUACCCCAGACUCCAACCCUCCUACCCCAGACACCAGACUUCAACCCUACUACCCCAGACACCAGACUCCAACCCUUCUACCCCAGACUCCAACCCUCCUACCCCAGUCACCAGACUCCAACCCUCCUACCCCAGACUCCAACCCUCCUACCCCAGACACCAGACUUCAACCCUUCUACCCCAGUCACCAGACUCCAACCCUCCUACCCCAGACACCAGACUUCAACCCUACUACCCCAGACACCAGACUCCAACCCUUCUACCCCAGACUCCAACCCUCCUACCCCAGUCACCAGACUCCAACCCUCCUACCCCAGACUCCAACCCUUCUACCCCAGACACCAGACUUCAAUCCUUCUACCCCAGACACCAGAUUCCAACCCUCCUACCCCAGACACCAGACUCCAACCCUCCUACCCCAGACUCCAACCCUUCUACCCCAGACACCAGACUUCAACCCUUCUACCCCAGACACCAGAUUCCAACCCUCCUACCCCAGACACCAGACUCCAACCCUCCUACCCCAGACUCCAACCCUCCUACCCCAGUCACCAGACUCCAACCCUUCUACCCCAGUCACCAGACUCCAACGCUUCUACCCCAGACUCCAACCCUCCUACCCCAGUCACCAGACUCCAACCCUUCUACCCCAGACUCCAACCCUCCUACCCCAGACACCAGACUUCAACCCUACUACCCCCAGACACCAGACUUCAACCCUCCUACCCCAGACACCCAGACUCCAACCCUUCUACCCCAGUCACCAGACUCCAACCCUUCUACCCCAGACUCCAACCCUCCUACCCCAGACACCAGACUUCAACCCUUCUACCCCAGACACCAGAUUCCAACCCUCCUACCCCAGACACCAGACUCCAACCCUCCUACCCCAGACUCCAACUCUCCUACCCCAGUCACCAGACUCCAACCCUUCUACCCCAGUCACCAGACUCCAACCCUUCUACCCCAGACUCCAACCCUCUUACCCCAGUCACCAGACUCCAACCCUUCUACCCCAGACUCCAACCCUCCUACCCCAGACACCAGACUUCAACCCUACUACCCCCAGACACCAGACUUCAACCCUCCUACCCCAGACACCAGACUCCAACCCUUCUACCCCAGUCACCAGACUCCAACCCUUCUACCCCCAGACUCCAACCCUCCUACCCCAGACACCAGACUUCAACCCUUCUACCCCAGACUCCAACCCUUCUACCCCAGUCACCAGACUUCAACCCUUCUACCCCAGACACCAGAUUCCAACCCUCCUACUCCAGAUUCCAACCCUCCUACUCCAGACUCCAACCCUCAACCCUCCCCUACUCAGAGGCCAGACUCCAACCCUCCUACUCCAGACUCCAACCCUCCUACUCCAGAGGACAGACUCCAACCCUCCUACUCCAGAGGACAGACUCCAACCCUCCUACUCCAGAGGCCAGACUCCAACCUUCCUACUCCAGAGGACAGACUCCAACCCUCCUACACCAGAGGCCAGACUCCAACCCUCCUACCCCGGAGGCCAGACUCCAACCCUCCUACUUCAGACUCCAACCCUCCUACUCCAGAGGCCAGACUCCAACCUUCCUACUCCAGAGGCCAGACUCCAACCCUCCUACUCCAGAGGCCAGACUCCAACCCUCCUACCCCGGAGGCCAGACUCCAACCCUCCUACUCCAGAGGCCAGACUCCAACCCUCCUACUCCAGAGGCCAGAUUCCAACCCUCCUACUCCAGAGGCCAGACUCCAACCCUCCUACCCCGGAGGCCAGACUCCAACCCUCCUACUCCAGAGGCCAGACUCCAACCCUCCUCCCCCGGAGGCCAGACUCCAACCCUCCUACUCCAGAGGCCAGACUCCAACCCUCCUACUCCAGAGGCCAGACUCCAACCUUCCUACUCCAGAGGACAGACUCCAACCCUCCUACCCCGGAGGCCAGACUCCAACCCUCCUACUCCAGAGGCCAGACUCCAACCCUCCUACACCAGAGGCCAGACUCCAACCCUCCUACUCCAGAGGCCAGACUCCAUUAUCUUUUGCUACCCAUUCCUGGCACUACAGUCCUUCUAUAGAGACUGAGGCCAGUCCAUUUUGA